Messenger RNA from Protopterus annectens (West African lungfish), 9268 nucleotides. RefSeq names its product ciliogenesis and planar polarity effector 1 (gene CPLANE1). Gene Ontology annotation, cellular component: ciliary transition zone. NCBI's taxonomy places the organism in Eukaryota, Metazoa, Chordata, Ceratodontiformes, Protopteridae. The record is from RefSeq and is a predicted model, not a curated record. The transcript has 47 exons. Gene Ontology annotation, biological process: cilium assembly. Bases 53 to 9268 code for a protein of 3071 amino acids.
UGAUGUACAUCUUCUCCUAACUUUGGAAAUGCAGUUACUGUUUUCAUGAGUCAUGGAAGUGAAACUAGAGGUGCUUGUGUCCUCUAGUCUUAAACACAAGAAGCCAUGGCCUAGAAUUUGCUGGGUUGGACAGGAAAAAGAAUCUACUUUUCUUUUGGAUGCCAGACGUAUUUGUGAGAUUAAUCUAAGUUCAGGAAGACGUAAUCGGAAAAUUCCCAAACUUCAGACUGCUGUGAAAAAGGCAAUCAGUUUAACAGCAUCAGGAAAUGGUGCUUGGCUGGCAGGAAUUAUUUGUCCAGGAGAAGCGUUUCUAUGGAAUAAAGAUCGGGAUUGUUUGAAAACUGUGCCUCUUACAGAUGAAGUCAGCAAACUGGUUAUUUCUUCUCAGGAGGAAUUUGUGAAGCUGUAUUUAUUCGUCUCAGACGAUGGGAAGAAGAUGCUUCUGGCUACACAGAGAGGCUGUGUAUGUCUAUGGGAGAACAAUGAGAGCAAAGAUUUAACCGCUAUUCCUGAUUCUUCAUUGAAGGGAAAAUGGACUCUCAUUGAGCCUUGUAGGCCAGUGGUUCUUCCUACUGCUGAUGACAAGGAAACUGUAAUGCAGGCCAUGUUAAUCAGAGAUAAGGUCCUUGGUGACUGUUGUUUAAGUUCCUUCACAUUUAAUUCUGGAGAUCAUCUGAUACUGCUGUUUCUGGCACUAAGAUGGCAUGAAACUGCCCAGAAAUUCCUUAGUUCUUUCGCCUAUCAAGAUUGUUGGUCAAUGCAGAAGAUCUCACUGACUAGCUUAGUACCAAAAUGUGAGCCUAUAAAGUCAAGAGGAGCUUUAGUUUCAGCAUUCUCAAGAGAUGGUCAUGUGCUGGCAGUAGCCUUAAAUCAAAUGGAUCCAAAGGCCACACAAAUUUUGUUUAUAAACACAUUAAACUUCGUGGUUGUUUCUGGGAACCUCAGAGGUUGUGGAAGCAAGAACCUGACCAUCCCUUCUAAGUACAGAAGAUCAUACUGGGUUGCUGACAUGUGCUGGACUCAUGAUGAUCUUUUCCUGGCAUGCAUGUUAAAACGAGGAUCUUUUCUAAUUGUCACUCGUAUUGGGGAAUUGCUCUCCUUGGUUACCUUUGGCUGCUCUGUUGAAUUUGGGCCUGCAGAAUUUAUUCCACUGCAUCCACUAAUAACCUACAGCAGUCCUCAGUCUGGCAUUCAAAGCACAAACCAUAAUGACUCUCCAGGAUCUGCAGCUUCUGAUGCUGACCCCAUGCGACAGUGUUUUUCUGUAACCGCUCAUCCACGGUUGCCAUAUUUAAUUGUGUCAGAUGGUUACAUGGCUACAGUACUGCGCAUCUCAGAGAAGCUGUCUCCUUCUACUUUCAUGAAGUCACUUCUUUUGGAUGCAACUCAGAAGCUUGAGCAAAUGCACCAGUCUCUUGCACUAACCCAGCCAGAAGAAAAGAAGCUCAGACUGUGCUCAGUAUCCUCCCUAAAAUCAUUACUUUUGAAAGCGAAACAUAGUCCAAGUUCUUCUAUUUCUACUGUGCCAGCAUUUCUGCAAGAUGACGAUGAAACAUUUGCUCUCUAUGAAAAAUCAAUGCAGCAGCAGUGUGAUGAAGAGUCUGAAGAUGACGGCCACCUUCCUGCUAAUGAUUUGCCAUCUUUUGGGAGAAAGGAGAAUUCAUUUGUUGGAGUGAUGGACCAGGGCAAGCUGGAGUUUGCAUACAUGUUUGACACUGUUCAUGCCAAAGAUGAAACUAGUGGUGCAGAUCACAUUUUUGAUACAGUCUGCUGUAUACAGAAGAUUCUCCUCACAGCUUGGAGCACUGGAAUUUCCCUAACAGAUGUGAAAGAAAAGGAAGACUUAUUAAAUUAUACUGUUCAAUGCACAGUUCACUUUGCCCACCUUCUUCAGUGCCUUAAAUUUCGUCUACCACCUCAUUUUUCAAAAGGUGAUAAAGUGCUAAAAAAUAUAAUCCAAAGUGACCCUUGGAUUUUUAGAGUUCUUCGUCUGUUUCGACAUUUCUUAAUAAUCCUGUUAUGGGAUUUUGCAGACAAACAUUCUUUAGGUCAUAUUGUAAGAUUAGUAUCCAGUAUUGUAAAACUAAUACUUUUGCGACCUGGACAGGUGUCGCAUAACUCUUUAUUGGGAUGUUUUUGCCUUCUUAAACUAACAUCUCAUCAUGUGAAUACUCUAUACAGUUCACAGCCUGAGGUUCCAGCUGUUUCAGGGAGCAACUCUGCUCUGGAUUCAUAUUCUGUUCCGAUAUUUCAGGCAACAGGUGACACCAGUACUGAGAUUCAGUGCUCUUUGCAUUCAGUUUUUCAUCUGCCUCCUGAAGAAGUAAAUAUUUCCCAAAAGCCAGCUAACAGAUUGAUUGGAAUUUGGAGAAUGCUGUACAAGAAAGUUCUUUGGUACCAAACUUAUCUUGAUAAGCAGAUGUGGCAAAAUGACAGAAAUGGGUCAAGCAACAAACCUUCACAGUUUCUUACACACCUAUGCUGCCAGAUUCAGGGAGUCCUGCAGUCUGCAGGUGGAAUGUUGCAGUCAGACUUGAGACUAAUCCCGAUUACAGGUGAGGCUCAUUUUCUUCAGGGUUUGUACACUGAAGCGGUACAGAUGUGGAAACUGGCACUGCAGAAGGAAACUGGAAAAGGAGGAAGCAGAACAUGCUUUUUGCAGACACGAUAUUACCUAGCCAUUUUGUACUGUCAUUUGUACAAGUAUAAUUUAAGUGCUGCUCAAGGACUGUGUGAUCAGAUUGUGCGUGAAUUACUGAGUCGAUCUGAUAUGCCUGUAGAAGACAGGGGCAAUGGCUCAGAGGACAGUGACUUUGACCUGCGCACACUAAGAGAAGUGCAUAGGGAAGCAGCCAUUGCAGUGAUUAAGUCUAUGGCUCGAUUCAUGGCUGCGUAUUUCACCAGUGAGCCUCUAAGUGUGCUUCCACCUCAUGAUGUUGAGGUUUUGCCUCCAUUACACAUAAAACCAGGUAAACUGCAACGAGUUGUACCUUUGCAGCAUGUUGUUGUUAGAAGCACAGUAAGGACUCAGCAUCUCUCUGCUGUGUGGACAGUGGAAUAUACACUUGAUUUGCUUCUCAUUGCUGGGUUGCUUCCAGAGGCUGCUUGGCUGGCUUACAGACUUGGAGACUGGAAAACUGCUGUUUCCCUAGGCUUGGCUUACAAUUUAUUCUUUAAAAGCCAUUCUAUCUUUUCAAGGCUGAAAUUUAGAGAGUUACAUUUGUCAGAAGAGCAACAACCCGCACAAAUAUUUCAGGCCAAACUUCAGUCACUCUUGGGAGGACCUGUUAAGUCGGAAGUGACAGAUGCAAAAAUUCACAGCUGUAAGCAGUUCACAGAUGCAAUUGAAGAAGAGGAUGCAGACUUGCUUUUUAGUUCGGUUCAGGAAAUACUGAAGGCAGCAGUCAUGGCUGAUGCUGAUAUUUUGUCAGAAACAUUUCAGCUUUUGUGCAAGUCUGCUAAAGAUCACUGUGCACGAUUUUGUGGAUUAGUACCCAUGAAACUAUACCUUCCAGCACCACCACUGUACUGCCCACAGCCAGCUUCUGUCAGUGAGGAUAACCCAAAUGAUCACUCAUUAACAGUGGAGAAAGUUACUCGUCAGAAAGUUUCUGGUGUGCUGCAGAGAAUUCUUCUUCUCUUCAGGGCAGCACGAUGCUCCCUUCCUGCUGCCCAGUGGUACAUCAUGCAAGUAAAACGAGCUCGAAAAGUCAUGAACAAGAUUCGUUUAAAAGGUUCGAUGGUUUCAUUAUCUCCUUUUCCGGAAUCGCUGCUUAAUUAUUGCAGAAUUAGUAAAGGAUUCUUUAGACGUGGACACAGUGGAGACUGCCAGCUUGAUAAUGUAUCUGUAACAGUAAUAGGCUGUUUCAGAGAACUUUGUGCUUUAUGUUGGAUGCUUCACGUUCGGGAUAUGCUGUGCCACUGUUGCAGGCAGUAUCAAACUGCAAGAGAGCUUGUGAGGACCCCUCAGGAUCAUGAGGUGUGUAUAGAAUAUGAUGCUUCUGUAACUGAACAUUGCUUAAAUGCGCUGGAGUGGGCUUGUCGUAUGCUGCCUUUCUGUAGAUUUAUGAACAUUGAAGAAACUGUUCAAGAUAUAAUUCUAAGCCUUAUUGGAGAACUGCCUCCAGUUGAGAAGGUGGCAGAGAUUUUUGUGAAGGCUUUUCCUGAGGCUGAAGAUGUCCGGGUUCCACUAAGAGAUAAAUAUCAGUUCCUAUAUCAGCGUAUCCGGCAUUCACUUGUGAAAGGUCUAGAAAGAGAAGACAUGAUGUCUGUUGUUAUUCAUGAAUUUGAUAAAGUAAGAUCAAAAACUAUAAAACGUUUAAGAAAGAAUGUAGGACCAAUAGAAACACACAUAUGGGAACCCAUAGAUGAAGGGAUGGCAGAAACUGGAGUACGCACUUUUGACAGAUUCUCUCUGGGGACGACUCUCAGCAGAAGCACACUUACCGACUUUGGGAAACCACAGGUGUAUAGUGAUGGUGAAACUGUGGAUACGAUUUCAGAUGCAUUGCUUACUGAAGACUAUUCUAGAGAAAAUUUUGCAAGAGAUGCCAGGAAUUGGAAGCACCUGUUUUUUGAAAAUAGAGAAAAUAAGAUUGCAUCAAACAAGAAAAAAUAUAAUCAAGGCGAGCAGAAUUUGAAAUCUAAAGAAUUGCUUAACAGCAAUAACAAUCCAGGUUUGCUUCCAUUGGUGGGCUCUUGGGAGUUUGAAUGUAAUGAUGAUGAAUAUGUCUGUUUUUUGGAACUUUUUCUAAGUUUCUUGUUAGAAAGAGACUUAAUGACUAGCAGUGAUCCAGGUAUUCCUCUCCUAACAAGUUUUUCUGAGAAUCUCAAGGAGCAUGAACUGAACUCCCUUCUCUUUGAUGUUCACACAACUCUCAAACGGCGGCAAAGCAAAACUAGUAGCUACAUAUACAGAGCUGGAAGCUGUUACCAAGUAACAUCUAAAACGUCCACUAUUCAGAAACCUGUUUCAUCAUUUAAUGACUUUUCAAAUCAGCCAGCAAGCCAUGUACCACUACAGUCUACUUUAGGAUCAGAUAUAAAUUCAGAAUCUUGCACCCACCCUUACUUUCUAGGAAAUGGUCAAAACAAGAAUAAGGUCAGAAUGAAGGGCUUGUUUGGAUUAAAACAACACUUAUCCUCUACCCAACAAAAAAGCAAUCAAAAAGUGUCAGUUAUACCCAGAACCCUUUCAAGUAGCAAUGAAGCUGAGUCUUUGUGUUUAUCUCUGGCCACUGGGUACAGUUAUAAAGUCAUCGUACCUGAAGAAGGUUCUACAACAUGCAGAGAGUUGGGCCCUGAACUGCAGAACAGGUUCAGCAAUAUAGGCAGGUUAUUAGAGUGGAUGAUCAGGUGGUCCGAGAGGCGACUACUUUGUGGCCCUACCAAAGUUGAAAGACUACAAGAGUACAGCACCACUAUCAGAGUGAAGACUUCAACAGUUUCAAUUCUGGCAUCCUUUUGGCUUCUGGAAGAAAGAUACUGUACAAAGGGUCUAGACAAAGUAGCUAAUAAGGUCCCAGAGACGCAAAGUGUUGUUGCUUCUGUGUUCCAUCCAGAAGCAAAGCUAAAGACGGGAAGAGAGAGUAGUGUGGAUACAGGGUACUUGGAUUCAGGAGAAACUCCUUUGGGUGUCGAUGAUGUGAAUGCACUUGAAGAACAUCAUGAAAAUGCUCUGGUGCUGUCUGAUAUAACAGAAGAAUCUGAGCAGAUGGGAGACCAACAUUAUCACCAGGAAUACAUCACUGAAGAAGCAUCAUCAGAUAAAGAUGACUAUGCCACAGAAGGACAGGGUGACUGCACAGAACAUGAGGUGCCCACAGAAGAAGAGGUGGAAUUUCCUUCUGUUACUGAAGAUGAGACUUCAGAACAACCAGGAAAAGUUUUUUGUAGUCCUAAUAUUGCAGUCAGAAUUCGUCACUUGUCACAACUAAAUGGCAGCCGCCAAGAAAAGAAUGCCCUCAAUCCAUGUAUGGAAUACUCAGAAAGUGAUUUGAUUAAGGAAAUGCCAAAAAAGGGGACCCUAGAUCCGCAAGUGGCAGCUGAGAGCAGCAGAGCUAACUCCACUCCUAGCCCUGUCUUUUUAGAUGUGAAUGCUGCUGCAUCAUGUGGAAUACCAGCCAUGGUUUUUUCAGAUGAUGGCCAUUCUGCUAGAAAUGUUCAGUCAUUUUCAGAUAUACCGACAAGUCCUUCGCCUUCUGCUUUGGUUACUGGAAUGGCAACAAAAUCUUUGCAGAGAAGAGAGGCUCUACCUCAGCAUCUUGGUGCAUCAGAAAAUAUUAGGCAAAUCAUUCAGGAUGAAGUAGUAAGACUAAUGCAGUUCCAGCAGAUCAACUUCACAAACUUGAUUCAAGCAGUAGGAGCAUCAUUUUCUGGCCGUUCAGACAUACAGCAUGUUUUGCAGCCAUCUCAGUCUGAUCAGAAAGGAAUAAACCAGUCCUCAGUGCUAGUAACGCAUCAGGAGAGCGAGAUCCUCCUCAGUCAUCCAGCAGAACACACAACGGAUACUUCACCACCAGUAUUACAGGCAGCAGCCAGAGAAAAUUCAACAGGAUCGACUCAUUCUGAAGGUCCAAGAUCGAACAAAUCAUGUGACCAGCAUAAUAAAGAAAAUUCUGAGAAUCCUCCAGAACUGAAUCUCCCCAUGAACCAACCUAGGAGUCAAACCAGUGGUACUGGUAUAAUUCCAGAAUCGUUGCCAUUGCUGAGUUCUACCCAUAUAAGGGACUGUCAUUUGCUUUUGCCACAGACUAUCAGUCACAAGAGCAUUAAUCUUAUUCCUGUCAACAGAGAACUGUCUGCAGUAAGUAGAAUUCCUCUGCUUAGACUCCACGAUGUCCAUCAGUUUAAACAACUGAAUGUGCCAGAAAUGAGGAUCCCAAAUGUUGCUACUUCCCAAGCUCCUUUUUCAUUUUCCUUGCCACCUAAAGAAGCAUGGGGGCCUUCUAUCCAGCAACAAAACCUUUUGAAAUCAGGAGUUCCAAAAGAAACUGGCUCAGCAGCAGUACACUUUACCAUGUAUGAUUUAGAGCAUGUACCACCAGCAGAAAAGCAGAAACGACUUGGUGAAAUGACCUCCAAAGGACCACCCAGCCAUCUUAACAUGGAUCAGUAUGUCAACUACCCAGCACCUACUUCACAAAGAAAUGAUUUUGAGCAGAGAAUGCCAGAGGUUCAGCCUUCAUCACAGUAUAAAACUUCUUUUAGUACUCCUACAAUCCCUUUAAUAAGCCUUAAAACGUGUCCAUCACAUCCAGCUGCAUCACAUGCAUUUCCACCAAUUGUACACUCCACUGUGCCAUACUGCUCGGUACCUGUAAGGCCUCCAACAGUUAAAUUACAGGCAAAAACUGGAUUACAGUACUUAAGAAUGCCACUGCUUCAAGCUAACCUGCCUCCAGCUAUUAAGUUAUUGCCACCUCCAUCUAUAAUCCAGACACCAGAAUACUUCUCAUUUGAGAAUUCUGCAGCCUUUGAACAAAGCUUUCGGCCAGGUUUACAGCAUGUUGUAGGAAAAAGUCACCCUAGAGAGCUGCAGUUAUUAAAAGCCCCCACUGAACCUUUUGACCAAAAAUUAGAACAAAACACCAGUAAAAGGCAGAAGAGACAUAACAAGAAAAGGAUUGAAGAAGAAAAUGAAAGAGUACAGAAGAAACCAACUGUGUCAUUCAGAUUAGGCAAUUCCAUCAUCAGCCCCCGUACAGUGGAUGACGCACUGAAUACAGAGGAGUCCAAUGAGACUUCAAAAUCUCAGCCAGAAGUAGGAGGAGUUUUGCCUCAACCAGAAGAAGGAUUUAUUUUGCCUCUAGGUUCUUCUGAUUCAGUUUUAGCACAGUAUGAUAAGAUUUCUGGGAAGAUCCCUGCAGUGACCGAAUUACAUUACUUUGCUUCGACUAUGAAGAAAGCUGUAGAAUGCCAGGAUGCCAGUACUAAUACAGACACAGUUAAAUCAUGCAGGAAUAUUGAAACAAUUACUGAAGAUGUCGUUUUUAAAACUAAUGAAGAUAAGCCAAUUACCCCUCCUGUGGCAGAUCUGCCUUCGGAAGUUCCACAAGUUUUGCCACCAGAUGUUUUUGUAAACCUCAAAUACUCCAGUGAUGUGACUCCCAGACCUAAGUCAAUGCACCACUCAAGUACUAAGUCUGAUUUGAAGGAUCUAGUUGGUCACAGGUUUAUCAAUAUGGUUGACAUCAGUGCCACAGAAAUUUUGAAUGAUUUACCAGCAGUAGAGCAGACCAACGAAAAUGUUCUGUCCAAGAAAAAAAGAAUUCCAUCCACUGCAGAAUUACAUUACAUAGCAGCUUCAGUCACCAGACCAGCUGUUCAAGAUGUCGAAUACAGAGAAUCGAUAAUUAAGCAGCCAUGGACUGAAAUAGAAUUAUUGGAAACAGAACCAGUGCCAUCAAGUGAUGAACUGACUCGGCAGCUACUGCUUCAUGAUAGCAGUAUGUACACAGUGGGACAGCCACAUAAGAAUGUGCCAUUGAAGCAGUUAACCAAGUAUCCAUUUACUGAGAAGCUGCAUGAAAUCGAUGUACAGCUGUCUGCAUUACAGAACCUUGCAGAAAAUAUGGAACUUGAUUUUGCUAAUACCCGACUGCUGGUGAAUACAAUAGAAAGCAUGGGUGUAGUAGCAGAUCCACAUGUAGAAGCAACCCAUUUAUUCGCUAAUGCAAGUAGGAUUACGGAAGAUUAUCGCCGGAAUAAUGUAAUAUUAGAAGAUGUUGAAGAGGAGAAAGAAGAGGUGUCACUGCCUGAGCUUCCUGUUGUUACUGCUAUGCAAAACAGCUACUGCUUUUCUUCUGCGGCUCCUGCUUCCAAUGAUUAUGAGAACCUGGAAAAGUCUGCUGAACAGGAAAGCAUCCAGAAACACCAAAGUAGGCCAGUAAGAAACACUGAGCCUGGCUUUGGAAGAACUCCAAGAGAAUCUGAACUCUUUGUAGGUGAUGACCUUCACCUUAGUGGACUAAGUGAUGUUGCAGAUAUCAUAAGUGACCUUGUGAAAGACAGAGGUGUUUCAGCAUCAGAGCUGGGCCUCUCAGAAGCACAGGCAAAUGCAGUCUCCAGAAUGGCUUCUGUCCAAGAGAUAUCCAGAGAGCAAACUUUACAGAGAAAAGAAAGGAAUCACAAAGAAAUCAGAGACUGGAUGAAGAAGAAAUGGAAGGAAAGGUCAGCUGAAUAUCAGAAAAAGUUGACUGAGCUAAGAGAGAGGGAAUUCAGUCCAUUUAAGUCAGCAGAGGUGAGUAUUAGGCAUUCUGCUGUAUGA